Molecule: messenger RNA, 3513 nt
Organism: Sycon ciliatum
Lineage: Eukaryota; Metazoa; Porifera; Calcarea; Leucosolenida; Sycettidae
Exons: 7
Coding region: 1203-3101 (632 amino acids)
Source: RefSeq, a predicted model, not a curated record
AGACCUCUUUUUACAGGGAACCCCCUUGCCUAGUAGUGCACAUGUAGGUGAAGUAGUUUUAUCGCGUUGACGAACCGAGGAAGAGACGCGUGAAUCCAAACUCAUCGACAUGCCCAAGACCAAUGCAUGAACUGUGUUGCAGCAGCACCCCAUGUAAUGUUGGCUCGGUUUGGCUGCCAAUUCCAGCUUCUUCAAAAGGAGAGCAACACUUUCCUUGCAGCAGCAAAUGAUCAUAGGAUCUGACUGAGCGAAGGAAAGGAGUGUGACUGUGAGCGAAAGAUGCGUAACAAGUCGGUAGGCCCGUGGAACCCGCAUCCUCUACUGUAUGUCUGAUCAAAUGGAGGCCUCGAGCCGUAGAGGAGGGCAGAAAUCAGCGGUCGUCUCCAGGCUUGCAGCUGCGUUACAACCGAAUGGAGUCAUGGGCCUAUUCAGUCAAGCACACCGUUUCUACUCGAGCUGCUUGAACUCCGCCGAAGCAUGAGGAUAGGCUGGAACGUCCCAACUUCCUGCCACCGUUCGUCCACAGCAGACUUCCACGGUCGUUGCAAGGCCCCAAAGCGGUGCAGACACGUCGUUUGAAUUCUUCACUCUCUCCAAAUCUCCUUUUCUCUCGCGUAGUUUUGUUCGGCAGGGGUAUCGAAAGGCAGAACACGCUAGCAACACUGGAAAAGGUCUGUUGAUGGGACAGGAUAGAGACGAUUAAGAAGAAUGUGGCGAGCCGAAAUAUUGCUCAGACAGACGAGAGCUGCAAGGGCAUCUCUUCCUCGACCUUGCCCUGAUUUGCGCGACGUUUGGUACCGUAAACUGCCGUCGUCGUUUCCGCCGGACGAUCGUGCAUGGUUGGGUUAGGGAAACCCUUGCGGCGGAGGUGAUUGCUGGCUAGCAAAAAGCUAAGCUGAUGAUUUAAAAUAUAAGAUGCAACUCUAAAGCAAGCGGGCAUAGUUUCAUCUCGGCCAGAAACUUGAGCCGUUACUUCCCUGACUCCAAAGCCAUAUCCGAGUGACCUCAAAAGAUUGACAAGAGAAAAGAUACUUGUACAACCUUUUAUUAUUGUACGUCCAUUACACGCUUGGUGUUCGCGAAGAAUGCUUCUAUAUUUUCACGAGGCUUUGAUAUAAACUACAAGUCCAAUGAUUGGAAGUACAACUGUCCGUCGCCGUCGGUCUGUUUGAUGUACCGUUGGACGUUUACCGAUUGCUUCGAUGGCGGCUGGUGUUACACCGAUACUGAAGAGAGGCAGGUCGAGUCGUGGGAAGCAAUUGAUCACUUACAGUAAUGGGCAAUUUGAGCGAAGUGCUGCUGCUGCUGCUGCUCAGACACAAGCACUCGUGGAUAGUGACGACAUACACGCGUACACACGACAGCUACGAAUCGACGGCAGAGGGAAUGCCGCUAACGGCGGUUUAGUCUACCUGCUACCAACUCCAAACAAGGGAGCACUGGCAUUGCAAGGAAGAAGUCCUCUUUCCUCUGCUAUCGUAUCGUCAGCAAGUGAUGAAACGACCUCGCGACGCUCUACAAGGGGUGACGGGCGGAAAGCGACGAAUUCACCCCAGUUCAUCCUCAAUAGUCGAGAGAGGGUUGAUGAGAACUUGGCAAGACUACCACCGAGUGCGGUCUUCUUGCCACCGAUAGAUCUUGCAUCGCAACAACAGUUCCAACGUCAAAAUGCUGAUGGCCGUCAGCUAACUAAUUUUGAUGGUCAACAACAGCAACAACAAUCCUUCGUGUCGGGUUCACAGCGUUUCGUUCUACAACCGUACAGACCUGCAGACCAAGCCGAUGUCACAGCAAACAGAACACCAGUGGUGACGAACCCUAUGACGAACCAGGCUGCUGGGGCCCCUCCAAAGAAUGGAGUCCACUUCGAGGACGAUGUGCUGGGAAUGGUGAAUAUCACUCAAACAUGCCGAUUGAAAUACGCGGGAGCGUCAUCGAAUGCACUCUAUGAUGAAAUCAACAGACCGGCAAUGAAUGCUCCAACAUAUAAUGCGAGCAAUAGCUACAAGCGGUACCUGUCGUGGAAAAACUACGCCAACAAUAAUACAAACACCAGCAUGGUGUCGUGUAUGAAGAUCGUCUUUCACAUGAUAUCCUUGUUACUUUCCAUCGUGGCCAUUACGCUUGCGGUGAUGGUAGCUACUGGCUAUAUACGUGUUCCACCGGAUACCGAUACCCAGCUAGCAGGCAACCAAGCUUUGGACAACAAUCCAUGGAGACAACGAGAUGCAAAUGGUUUUCAAUCAGGCAACAAUGCUGGAGUGGAUCGACGCAUACCCUUCGGCCAGGAUUCCCAAUUUCAGCCCAAUCAGCCCAACCAGCUGAACAGGAUUGCGCGUAUUGGCGUGCUAUGGCAAAGACUCGAAGAUAUGGACAAAGCUGCCAAUGAAAACAGCCAAGUUCUGCAUAGCACAGAGUUUGCACAAGCCAAACUCACCGAGCAGAUUCGAAGACUGGAGAGCAUGCUUACAAGCAGUCAUGAGGCUAUCGACCUUCUCUCAACAACGUAUGUUCACUGGGGUCGCCGAUCAUGUCCGAGCAGUGCAGUGCAUAACAGUACUGUACACGUUGUGUACUCUGGUAUUGUUGCUGGCUCUGCUGAUUCUCAACCGGGCAACGGUGCCAACCCACUGUGCAUGCCCAUGCAGCCGUCGUGGGGUGCCCAUCACGCCGCACCACAGCGCGGAGGCAAGCUGUACGGUGCCACCUACAGGCUGGGCGUGAUGUCCGAGGGUGUGUACAACGUCUUCGCUGGCAACGCUCAACCCGGCGGUAUGAACAGGAGACCCAUACCAUGUACGGUGUGCCGAGUGCAGAGAGCUACCACCAUACUCCAGCUACCAGCCACUAACCUGUGUCCGGAUGGCUACCGACAUCUAUAUGAUGGCUAUCUACUCAGUGCGGCCGCCACACAGUUCAAGUCACAGUAUCUGUGCUUUGAUAAGCAAUCCGAAAACGCCACAACACAACUGCCGGCAGAUAUGCAAGUGCCCACGCCACAAAUGUCGCUCUUCCCAGUCGAGGCACAGUGCAAAACAAAUCUCCCUUGCCAGCAAUUUACAAACAACAGGGAAAUGACCUGUGUGGUUUGUGUUGCCUAGCUUCAUUGGACAUAACAAUCACUCCAUGAUGUGCGUAGGACGCUAGCUCUAUGUCCGCUCUGCUAGUUAAGAUCACGACCAAACUCCAUUUUCACAGUAACUACAACCCAUCAUAUGUUAUGAAUACUAUUACAAAUCGCUUUGCGGCGACUUGACAAUUUUUUUGUGAAAGCCAGGUGCUGCCCACUCUCUCACCCCUCCCUCCCUUUGCCUCGUACAUGUGCAUUUUUGUACUUGUACUCCCAAAUAUUCUACAUUAACAACUAUUCUACAUUAACGGGCACUUGAAUUAAUCUUGAUUGAUAGUAUUAAUUCCUACAAUGACAUUUACAAUAUUCAAAGGCUUUUCUUUCGCCAGGGCAUGCGCAUGCCACUCCACACUACACUGGUAACUAUCACGGAUCACGUGGAA